AUGUCAAAGUGUCGAAAUGUCGAAUUUCGAAAUGUCAACUUUCAUUUUGCCAAAAUUUUCAUAAUGCCAAAAUCUCAAAACACCAAAAAUUUUUCCUUAAAUAUCCCUCAAUUUUUUAACAGAUUCAAGGAACGCAUCCGAGCCCUCUCCCGUUGCUUCUCUAAAAAUGUGUUUGUUUCCGAUGAAGAAUACAAUGUCUACAGCAGCGGGAAAAAUGUCAGUCGCUCACAUUUAUCGUGUCUUGAAAAAUUGAAUAAAAGAAAGGAAGACUGGAAAUAUGUUGUUUUACUGCAGAAUCACGAUUUACCUCUACGUACCAACGCUGAACUUGUCCGCAUAUUUAAAGCAUACAACGGAACAAACGAUAUUGCCACAAAAAAUAUUGUAAAAAACACGGUUGUUAAAUCGCUGGAUUGGUCAUUGAAAGGAUUGCGGCUUUACAGAAACGAAUAUGCCUACCCUCCAAACAUUAAACAAUUAAACCACACAAAAUCUUUAAAUUUAAUUGUCUUGUCCAGAGCUGCUGUUAAUUUUACUCUUAAACAGUUGAAUGUUUACCCGUUUAUUGACCAGUUGGAAAAGAGUAGAUAUGGAAUGGACGAGGUCCUCUAUUCCACCCUAAACAGCAAUUUGCCCGAUUUUCCAGGAGGAUUUACCUUGGACUGUCUAAAAUAUCAGAAUAAAGUUGCCAACAGUAUGGGAAGGUAUGUAAUAUGGCGAACUUAUGGAAAACAAACCAAUCGUUGUAUGAGCGAUUACUUGAGACACGAUGUUUGUGUUUAUGGAGUGGAGGAUUUGCCUCAUAUUGGAAGGGCUAUACUACACUUUUACUUGAAUAAAAUGAUGCCUUCCUUCGAUUAUGGUGCAAUAUUUUGUUGGUUAAGCACCUUGGCAGCUCGUAGGCUUUCUCGGGAGAUUAAUAUCAACGAAAAAUAUUAUCAACAAUUGCCUCAUGUAAGGUAUAACAAUUUAAAAUAUUCAAAUCAACUACAUAACAACAACAACGUGUCUAACGAGGAACAACCAUUUAAAUGUUAA
Molecule: messenger RNA, 1038 nt
Organism: Meloidogyne enterolobii
Lineage: Eukaryota; Metazoa; Nematoda; Chromadorea; Rhabditida; Meloidogynidae
Source: the annotation of a GenBank genome assembly